AUGGUACUUCUGACAUGGGAUUUUGAGUGGCAACCUUAUUUUGUCAGGAGGUAUCGAGACAGAACUCUUAGCUUGAUCCAACUCAUCUUCAUCCGGUAUCCGUUUCUCAACCCCUUCAGUUUGAACAGUCUCCUCAUCACUUGGUUUACACUCUCCAUCAUCGACCUUCAACAACGAGCAUGGAGGCACCAGUUCAUCAACAGACUGGUCUUGAUUCAGUUCUUCCUUGGCACCAACCUUCAACAACGAGCAUGGAGACACCAAUUCAUCGACAGAUUGUUCUUGAUUCAGUUCUCCCUUGGCAAUCGCCUCACCAUCGGUCUCGGGUUCUGGCCCAGUUGUCUCAGGAGGAGGUGUUGGAACGCGAGGAAGGAUGGAACGUGCCUCCAUGAUGAGGCGUUUAAUCCCCACCAUCCAUUGACUUACCUAGUGAAGGAAGAAGACAGUUGCACACGUCAAUCUUAUGAAUGUUCCCCAGGUGACACAGUUUGUCAACGAGACACUGAGAAAGAUAUGCAAGGCAUAGAGGCCAUCAAGUCCAUUCACAGACAGAUUGAUGACGACCACAACGGCAAUGUGGAUCUCUCGGAAAGCGAUGAGUUCCUGCGAGACGAGCUCCAGUACAAAACGGACUUUGAGCGCCAGCACACUCUCCAUGGUGAAGAUAAAUUCAUCAGCGUUGAUGACCUGUGGAUGUCAUGGAAAUACUCUGAAGUUUACAACUGGACUGUGGAGCAGACAGUGGCCUGGCUGACAGACUUUGUGGAUCUACCUCAGUAUGCGGACACCUUCAAGAAGAAUGCCAUCGAGGGCUCAGCAAUCCCAAGGCUGGCUAUCAACAGUGCCCAGUUCCUGACCUCCAUUCUAGGAAUCAUAGACCCCAUACACAGACAGAAGAUCUCCCUUAAAGCAAUGGAUGUUGUUCUAUUCGGCCCGCCAAAACCUACCCAUAGCUACCUGAAAGACACCACACUAUUAGUCUCACUAGUGGUAGCCAUCGGUGGAUGUUGGUUUGCUUACGUCCAGCACCGCUACUCAAAGCAACAUAUCAAACAGAUGCUACAAGACAUGGAAGGACUCCAGAAAGCUGAAGAUGCUCUCAGCGAAGUCCAAGAAAAAUUAGAGAGAGCCCAAGAAGAGCACAAGACAGCAGUCCAGGAGAAGCAGUCGAUAGAAGCCAAGCUAACCGAUGAGAUAUCCAGAGCUAUACAAGAAGCUGAGAGACUACAAGAAGCAAGGCAUUCUGAUGGAGGGGGUAGUCAUAGCGUCACUGAGCUGGAGGAGAAACUCAGGCUGGCUGAGGAGGAACUAACGCAAUUACGAAAUGCCCUACAAGAAGCAGAGAGGCAGUUAGACUCAGGAAGUAUCUGGCGCCCACCAGUCGUCUUACAGCAAUGGUUACAGCUCACAUAUGAAAUAGAAAAGAAAUACUACGCCUUCAAGAGGUCUGCUGCUGAUAAACAGCUCCGAGAAGCCAAAGAUGUGGUGGAAAAGAUAAGAAAAAGGAGAGGUACAUUUAUGGGAUCUUUUCGGCUUGCUCAUGGCAAUGUACUGGAUGAUGUCGAUACAAGAAUAAUCAAUGCAAGAUCUGCCUUAUCGGAAGUCACAACGGAGCUCAAGGAGCGACUACAUCGCUGGGCGAUGGUAGAAACGCUAUGUGAUUGUCAGAUUGUCAAUAACCCUGGCAUCCAUUAUUUAGUGUCAACGUUAGGCGUCACAAUAUCGGACGCUUCAUCCACAAAAUCAGUGAGGAGUGCCCUGGCGUUAGGAGGUUCUAUCGGCACAGCUAUGGUGGUGGGUAGCAUUGCCCAUGUAGAAGCCAAUGCAUCUAUGGGUCUGGAUGAAUGUGAUGAGGAUAUGCCACCUCCACCUACAUACAAUGCAACAGUCACAAGUAACCCCCUGACGAACCAGUCCCAGCACUCCUCUAGCACUAUGUCGCUUUCCAUCGAGAGUAUGAAGAAAUCAAGGAGUACCAACAACAUCACAAGCUACGGCUCCUCACAGAGUCUUAGCUCCUCUGGCACAUCGGCUAAAGGCAGGAAUCCCUCACCAAGGAAUAGCGUUCAUCUCAACGACCAAGUCAGUAAUUUGUCAUCACUGAGUGGCACCACAGAGCGUCCUGUAAACAACAGCCAGAGUAACAAUAACUCUCCCAGACCCCAGACACUGCACAUCUCACGGUCAGAGGCCGCCCUAGCUAGCAUGACGGAAAACAGUAAAAAGAUCUUCGAAUCUCCAAAGGGGAACGAUGCACGCAAGUCAAAAAAAGAAUCCAAGAAGUUGAGUUUGGGUCAUCAAGACGGCGACACGGAUAGCCUGGAACAGGAGGAGGAGAAAAAGAAGAAGAAGCGAUUAAGAAUUCCAGGUCUGUCCAGUAGUAAAGUAGAGAAGAUUAAAACCUGUUAAAUUGCCAGCACCUUAACUAUGUACAAAAGAAAGGAAGAACGAUAAUAAGCUUUAAAAGAUGCCUUCAUGUGACGACACUUUGUAGGGGAAAAUGCAUCCUGCUACACAUAUUUGCGUGAGAGCAAAACAGUUGGUCACAAGUAAAAACUUUUGCCUCAGUAAUUGAUGAUGGGUCUUCAUUGGAACUACCUGGAAGCAUUUGUUGUAAAUGUGCGUGUGAACUCAGGCCCGUAUGCUCCUUUUUGCAAGGGCACCAAGGAAAUUGUAAAUUUCUACUGUCCAGAGCAUUUCAAGAGCACCAAGGCAAUGACCAUGGGGCAUUGAGACAGUUGCCUUUGUUUCCUCCAUGAAGUAUUAGACCUGUGUACUGCUUGUUGUUAGGCGAGCUGAGUUCUGCAGGAUUUGUGCUAUUAUCUUUGGAUUAUGUUAUAGACCCGACAAGGAUAGUGUUCUGAAGGGGCAUACAUCUUUUGCUAAUUGCCGUUUACCAUGUUUAAGAGGCAACCGUGAGUGGUUGGUUCACAGAGAAAAGUGUGCAUCCUGUCUGCUGUUUCAUUCGUUGGAAUUGUGCGCGUGAACUGCUUCGGCAAGCUGAGAUCUGCAGGACUUGUGCUGUUUUCUUUGAAUGUAAACAACCCGACAAGAGUUUGUGUUGUGAAGGGGUAACGAUUUUGGCUUAUUGCCAUUUACCAUGUUUACAAGGCAAUCUUGAGUGAUCGGUUCAGAGGAAGUGUGCAUUCUUUUCGCCUUCGGUUUGUUUGAUGGUGUUGUGUAAAGUUACACAAAAACCCUGACACGUAGAACCCUGCUAAACCGCAGCAUAUUGCUGGUUGGUUAUUAACAAUGCAGAACUGUCACAUGCUGAACAUUCAACUUGACUGCACUGCCAGUUUUUUAUAUACACGUACAACGUUGAAAGCAGCGCCAUGAAAUGGGGCUGUAGUGUGUCAUAGAAAUACAUAGGGCAGAGAGAUCGCCAUGGAAACGAGAUGCUGGAAUCAAACAGUGGUUUCAAACAAGAGCAAGUUGGAGUGCGCACAUUAUGUCGACUACUGACCAGCAACAUAUGCGCAUUGACGCACUCACUAAAACGACUUGUUUAGAAGCCAAGUCUAACCAUCGGUACCAUGAUAUUCAACGCUCCAUUGCCAUCCGCAUUUUUGCUACAGGUCACUGGUUCCCCUCUGCGCUUUACACAUGUUAGCGUAGAACAGGCUAUCAGGACCAGUGAAGAAACCAUGGUCAUGAGGCUGGUUCCAAAUUGUCGACCACAGUAGUCGACCAAUGGUCUACUAGCCUGGGUUUGAGUCUAAAUAGUCUACCUUUGGUUAAAGAAACCUUGGGCUCGAGGCUGGUUCAAACUGGUCGACCACAGUAGUCAACCAAUGGUCUACUAGCCUGGGUU
Asterias rubens (European starfish) is the source of this 3814-nucleotide messenger RNA. RefSeq names its product stromal interaction molecule 1-like. The record is from RefSeq and is a predicted model, not a curated record. Gene Ontology annotation, cellular component: endoplasmic reticulum; plasma membrane. Gene Ontology annotation, biological process: store-operated calcium entry; activation of store-operated calcium channel activity; intracellular calcium ion homeostasis. The coding region runs from base 1 to 2409 and encodes 802 amino acids. Lineage: Eukaryota; Metazoa; Echinodermata; Asteroidea; Forcipulatida; Asteriidae. The transcript is spliced from 16 exons. Gene Ontology annotation, molecular function: calcium ion binding; calcium channel regulator activity; protein binding.